Messenger RNA from Fusarium venenatum, 2466 nucleotides. The record is from RefSeq and is a predicted model, not a curated record. Lineage: Eukaryota; Fungi; Ascomycota; Sordariomycetes; Hypocreales; Nectriaceae.
AUGUCCUCACGUUCUCAUCCACCUCUUAGCGACAACGGAUUGCCUUUGGGUGUCCCUGGGCUUCGUAAACUUUUACCAGCUUCACCAGCUCCUGUUUCAGAUGCUGGGGGUACUAGCACUGGCUCCGGUUGGGGACCAUCACCGCGACUUCACCCUCGCCAUCGCUCUCGAGCCAACGUGACAAAAAUCGCGUGCGAACCGUGCCGGAAACGAAAGGGCAAAUGUUUUGGUGAACGUCCGAAAUGCACGGCUUGCAUCAACAAAGGUCUCGAGUGUCAUUAUCAGGCUUCAUAUCAAGAUCUGCGAAUCCUGAAGCGCAAGUACGAUGAGAUACAAGGCAAGGUCAACAUCUAUGAACAACUCUGGCACCUUCUGAGAUGCCUGCCGGAGCGAGAGUCCCAUGACAUCGUCCGCAGACUUCGCGAGGGCGCCGACGUAACCACAAUUAGGCGGCAGAUAAAUAACGGCGACCUUCAACUACAGCUGGCAUCGACACCAGAGACACGACUCUAUAAUGGCCAGGCCGUCGAAAACAUAUCCGAAUGGCUUGACGGGGUGCUGCCCUUAGGAGGCGGUGGGUUGCCAGCCGUUGACCCGCGAGGCGGCCACGAUGCCAACAUCGGCGACGCUUCUGCCUCAGCGUCUGCAGACGGAGCGUCGGGAGACAUAUUUCCUCCCUUAGGGAUGGAACCCAAGAACGCAAGUACCGUCGUCACCUGGCAAUCUACCUUGUGGAGCGAUAUAGGGCAGCGUAGCCCGCGGCAGUUCUCGACACAAGGCCAGACCAUGUCCACGAGGGGCAAUUGCCAUGCAAAAGCUAUGAGCUCUGCGGAAGGUCGUCAAAGGUCGUCGCAGUCUCAGAUUGCAUCCCGGGCCGAAAGCAUGCAGGCUGACCACAUGCCUGAUGGCUUACCCCGAACCCACGGGCUGGAUCAAGCUCCCCUUACUUUAGACGAACCAGAGUUGAAGGAUUUCAUUGGGACAUGGACCACCAUUACUAACGACAUCGACUGGAUACUGCAUCUGCUUGCUUUGUAUUUUUACUGGGAGUAUCCAGCAUUUGCACCGCUUAGCAAAGAGCAUUUCCUCCGAGAUUUCCGGGACGGUAGACACAGAUACUGUUCACCUUUACUAGUCAACGCCUUGCUUGCCCUUGGCUGCUGCUUUUCCAUCUACCCCGUGACCAGGGCUAACUGUGAAGACUCACACUCUGCGGGCGGCCAUUUCUUCACGGAGUCACAGCGGCUCUUUGAACAGGAGACGGAUCACUACUCGUUAACGACAAUUCAAGCCUUGGGGAUAAUGUCAAUUCGAGAAGCUAGCUGCGGUCGGAGCUCAGAGAGUCGGUACUACGCGGGACAAAGCUUACAACUAGCUUUCGAUAUGGGCCUGCAUCAUACCCACGAUGAGGGAGACAAAGAUGAACUUGCCGUUCAGCUGGCCACUUUCUGGGGCGCAUUUUUACUGGAUCAUGCGCAUUCUCUGGCGACCGGCUCGUUGCCGCAUUGUUCCUAUCUCCCACACCUGCCAUCUAAGCCUAUUAACAUGGAAGGCAUCGAGGCGUCACCCUGGGCUCUUGACACAGACGAUGGUACGCCAAUUCAACUACAAUGUGAGCAGUCAUCCAACGAGCGGUCAGUGCACAAGUGUUUCUGCGAGCUGAGCGAAUUGGUCCACCAGUCUCUGUAUCUUAUGCACUCUGUUGGAAAGCCCCUGACCGCACGGGGUCUGCUGAGCAUCUACACAGAGUACCUUAACUGGUACGACAAAGUACCCGAAGCCCUGCGGCUCGGCCACAACUUCACCCCGGCAGUGUUGUUCGUUCACAUGUACUACCACUUUGCGAUCAUGCAGCUCUUCCAACCCUUGACUAAUUUAUCCAUCAUCGGGUCGCGGGUGUCUCCGCGAGACGUCUGCUUACAGGCUGCAAGUGCCAUCCAGGGUCUUCUCAAAUCCUACGCGCAGCUAUAUACGCUGAAGAGGGCGCCGUCCUUCAUGCCAUAUUUUGCGCUGACCUCGACUAUUGCGCACCUUACUAUCAUGGCCGUGACGAUGCAGGCGAACGACAUGGACGCAGCAGCAAAGGCCGACCCUCACGUCUCCGAGGCCAUCCAGCAGGGCAUCGCCUGCCUCGCGGAAAUGACGUCCUGUCACCACAUUACCGAACAAGCCCCUCACAUUCUCCGCUAUCUAGCCAAGAAAUGGAGCAUUUCCGUCGAUAUUGACACAGGCGCUGCUUUGAACACGGAGGAGUACGAGAGGCUCAUUAGGCCGCUCGUUAGCAAGCUCGAUUUAGUUGCGCCCACCAUGGCUGCCGAGGACGAUGUGGAAGAAAGAACGUCGCGCCAGGUCGGAAAGACGGCAGAGAGCAUGGAGGACCCGUUAUUUUGGCCAUUUACUUCGCAGGGGUGGCCGAUGCUCUCGAAGAGCAAGGAGUUAGAGGAGGCGGGCUUUGCGGUGCUAUGA